AUGGGGCACGUUGUGGACGAGGUUGACCACUGGUUUGAAGGCGACGAGGGGCGCUCGUCUUCGAGUGUGUCGGACUUUGACUGGGACAAAACAGCGCGUUUGAUUUGCGCCGUGUUGCUGCCACCGCUUGGGGUGUUUCUACAAAAGGGCUGCAAUAAGGAUCUGGCCAUCAACGGGCUCUUGACGCUUUUUGGCUAUAUUCCUGGUAUCAUCCACGCUGUCUAUGUGAUCUGCGUGAGCUAA
Molecule: messenger RNA, 243 nt
Organism: Peronospora matthiolae
Lineage: Eukaryota; Oomycota; Peronosporomycetes; Peronosporales; Peronosporaceae
Source: the annotation of a GenBank genome assembly